This is a messenger RNA of Pisolithus orientalis, 1566 nucleotides long. RefSeq lists its product as uncharacterized. The transcript has 15 exons. Lineage: Eukaryota; Fungi; Basidiomycota; Agaricomycetes; Boletales; Pisolithaceae. The record is from RefSeq and is a predicted model, not a curated record. Bases 361 to 1335 code for a protein of 324 amino acids.
CUUAUCCUUUUACGGUAAACUACAUUUGACAGCAAGCACAGUCGGCCUCAGGGAAACCCGACAAAACCACGCUCAGAAACGCGACUCCUCAGUGCUUUCAAACGUUUCGCUCUCCGAGGCACAGAGCUCAGUGCUUACGGUGAUUGCCUCCGAACCGGUAGGCACGCAGCGUGCGUCCAGUCGUCGAAACAACCUUAAAUCAGAUUAACGUUUGCGCUUAUCAUCCAUUUCAAUGGGUCAGGGCGCCCACGCUCAACCUGCUGGGAAUAAUGCAAGAGACCGGGGAGUCAGGGAAAAAUCUUUUCGACUUAAUUCCCUCAUACCGAUCGUCGUCCUGCACUUUCGAAGACCUCGAAAGGCAUGGCGGCGAACCCAGCACAAUAUAUCCAAGGCCCAUUCCUCAUUGGGCUAACCAUAAACAUCUUCCUCUACGGUGUCAUCACCACGCAGAUCUACUUAUAUUUUUCAACGUAUAAAAAAGAUCCAUUGUUGUUGAAGUCACUCAUAGUGAUUUUAUACUUGGCGGAUACGCUCAACUGCACCAUCAGUAUCUAUUAUAUCUACAAUGUUCUAGUCACUCACUUUGGCGAUGCGGCAAACCUUCUGAGUAGUGAUUGGGCAUUUACAGGCGGUGCCGUCUUGACUGGCGCUAUCAGUGGGGCGGUCCAACAUUUCUUUGCGUGGCGGGUAUAUAUAUUGACCAAGAACGUGUUUAUCGUGGCGGCUAUCGUUCUAUGUAGCCUAGCCAACCUGGCAGGCUCGGUCGCUGCCACUGUCAGAAUGGCCGCCAGCCCCAGUCUUUCCGUGUUGCCAAACCUCGACAUUCAAGUUACGGUAUGGUUGGUUGGGGGAGUCCUCGCUGAUAUGAUCAUCGCCGGUUCGCUUGUAUGGCAUCUGCAAAGACACAAACACCUUUACCCUGCACUGACUAGCACCAUCAAUCGGAUUCUCAGGUUGACCGUACAGACUGGAUUCCUGACGAUGAUCGUUGCUAUCAUUGACUUGGCGUGCUACCUGGCCAUCAGUGCCGGCAUCCAUCUGAUAUUCAGCAUGACACUAUCAAAGUUAUAUACAAACUGCAUGUUAUCCACCCUAAACGCUCGUGCAGCAUGGAAAUAUAACGGAUCGUCAGAGGACGAAGUAAGCCAUGGCAGGAGACAUGAGUCAGUUGUGUUCCAGGCGCAGAGUACGCAGCCGGAGGUUUUCGUGCAGGUCGAAUCGCACCAGAUGAUCGACAUGGGAGACGAUCUGCCGUACGGUACUUUUCGUCAGGGCGAUCCUUCCAAACAUGGAUGGAACGAUGAGGAGGACAGUACGCAUGCUGGCAAAGUCUGAGAGCUGUGCUUUAUUAAUGUACCAUAAUUGCAAGAUUAUAAUGGUGGAUAAUAGAACCCGCAUCCUCAUUUACAGUAACGGAACGUUUGCAUAGCCUCUAUAUCCAUGGCAGUAAGGCGCAAGGCGGGGGGGCAUGAGUGUCGAUUAGCCUCAUCAAAGCUUUUCGGUGCCUUGCUAAGUAUCAAUUCUGGGUGGUAUGAUGCCUCCCGGCGGAGGCCCAGAUGUCCGCCG